This is a messenger RNA of Pisolithus orientalis, 744 nucleotides long. RefSeq lists its product as uncharacterized. NCBI's taxonomy places the organism in Eukaryota, Fungi, Basidiomycota, Agaricomycetes, Boletales, Pisolithaceae. The annotation marks the transcript as partial. The record is from RefSeq and is a predicted model, not a curated record. The transcript has a single exon.
AUGUCAUAUGACACUGUCGAACAAGACCACCGUAUCCAGGCUAGUGUCUCGAAAUACUUCCGGUUUGUCAUGUUCUCUCACCGCUGGGGAGACGGUGAACCGUCACUACGCGACAUCCAAGGUCACGCAAUAUACGACAUGGCUUCGAGUGCCGGGGGUGUCAAAAAACUGCAGGAGUUCUGUGCUACUGCUUUGAAGCAAGAUUACCUGUGGGCGUGGAGCGAUACUUGCUGCAUAGACAAAGAUAGCAGUGUCGAGUUGCAAGAGGCAAUAGGAUCGAUGUUCGAAUGGUAUCGACAAUCUGCCCUAACGAUCGUGUAUCUUGCCGACGUUCCAGAGACUGGGUCAUUGGCUACAAGCCAAUGGUUCAAACGCGGAUGGACCCUCCAAGAACUGUUGGCUCCUCGCACCCUUUUGUUCUACACUCAAUCCUGGUCGCUAUACAAAAAUACUGAAUCUUCGAAUCAUAAAAAAGAUGCUGCCAUACUAGGAGAGCUUGGGGGGGUCACUGGAAUAGAAUCUCGGUUCCUCACUGAUUUUAGCCCUGGCAUGGAUGAUGCACGCUCCAGACUUCAGUGGGCAUCGUCACGCCGUACCACCCGUCCCGAAGACGUUGCCUACUCGCUUUUUGGGAUUUUCAAUCUCCAUCUACCCGUCCUUUAUGGCGAAUCUUCAGAAUUCGCCCUGGGUCGACUCCUAGGAGAAGUCAUAUCACAGUCUGGGGAUGUCUCGAUGUUGGACUGG